UGGUUGUUUGGCACUUGGAAGAAAUCACAGUGGCUAAUAAUCAAAAACGAGAGUCCGCCCGUGAACAUCCACAUUUACCUAUCAUGUAGUAAGUUUACCAUCGCAUGAUGGAGCGAGCCAACGUAGAAUGAGGUGCGCGCCUACGUUCCUAUUUUCUAUGUCGUCCACUGUGGAUGUCCCUCGCCCGGCGACUGGGCAGCAUGUAAAGCCCAAUUGCCCCCUAGAAGGUACUCCCCUUCGUCAGCCUUCUCUUCCACCCCCUGCCCCUCGCAUCUCCUCCACCGUCUCCCGCUCCCACCCGCACAAUCCUCUCCUCCCGCUUCGGCACAAUCAGCGCUCCUCCCCCUUCCCUCAACCUCCGCCGAAUGUCGUCCUCCCCCAACGCCCCACCCUCCUCUCCAACCUCCUCCCUCAUCGCAGCCGCAAAGUCGAGUAUACUCCGCAGCAGCCCCGGCCGCCGCCCCGCCCUGUACAUCCGCGACUGCGUCCGCACAUCCAUCCACAUCCCCGCCAUGAUGCAACUCCACACGAAGUUGAAGAUGGACACCAUGAACAGGAAGAUGUACGAGAAGCCCCACUGGUACGUCUCGCUGGGCUUGCACGAGCCGCGCGCGUGGAUGAAGUCCGCGGGAUAGUACGGGGCCUGGCGGGCGGCGGUGGUGCCGGGGGUGAGGGUGUAGUAGGGCUGUUGAAGACAAAGGUGCUGCUGGUGUUGCGCUGGACGGUGCGUGUGAGGAGGGAGUCUGGCGGGAGGAUGGUGGACUCGAAGGCGGGGCGGCCGGGGAAGACGUCGAGGUAGUACCGUGAAUCUGGGCGAGGGUCAGUUCGAUGCGGGAAGAUGGCUGGCUGGGGUUGUUCGUGGUACU
This is a messenger RNA of Paraphaeosphaeria sporulosa, 866 nucleotides long. RefSeq lists its product as uncharacterized. NCBI's taxonomy places the organism in Eukaryota, Fungi, Ascomycota, Dothideomycetes, Pleosporales, Didymosphaeriaceae. The coding region runs from base 128 to 799 and encodes 223 amino acids. The record is from RefSeq and is a predicted model, not a curated record. The transcript has 2 exons.